Messenger RNA from Chlamydomonas reinhardtii, 5601 nucleotides. RefSeq lists its product as uncharacterized. Gene Ontology annotation, molecular function: ABC-type transporter activity; ATP hydrolysis activity; ATP binding. The transcript is spliced from 35 exons. NCBI's taxonomy places the organism in Eukaryota, Viridiplantae, Chlorophyta, Chlorophyceae, Chlamydomonadales, Chlamydomonadaceae. The record is from RefSeq and is a predicted model, not a curated record. Bases 68 to 4783 code for a protein of 1571 amino acids.
CUUACAUAAUCUACAUGCCCAGAGCUUCUUGCCCUUGAAGUUUUUAGCGACGCUCGGAGCGCCAAGGAUGCGCCCAGCGUCAGCGGCCAACAGGGCUGCUGGGCUGCCCAGCAAGUUAAUGUUGUAUCUGGUGCUCUCGCUGGCUUGCCUACUCGCGGCGAACGCGCAGCGCACAUGCAACACACAUUCGGACUGCGACGGCACCAGCAGCAAGAGGUUUUGCAACAGCGUGCCAUUCGGCCGGGUGAAUGGAGUUUGCGAGGACUGCUGGAAGUGCUGCCUGUUCCCGGACCGGUUUAACUUCACAGCGACAACCAAUGCAAAUGGAAAUGUGGUCGCCGGGGGAUGCUCUAUUUCGUGCGGCUGCAACUCCGGGUCGCAGUGCACGGCCAACAGCCAGUGCGCGCGCGGACUGUUCUGCAUGAAGAGCGGACUGAGCCCCACCGUGUGCGCGCCCUGCACGCGAUGUACCGCGGACUCGAUGGCGACAGACCCCGCUGGCUGCGCCGCCGCCUGCCCCGCCGGUCCGCUGGCGUCAGUGCUGGGAGCCGCGCCGCCUGGCGGCUACGACCCCGAUCAGGUCGCUGCGGUGACCUUUUGGUCGUUUGCGCUGGCGCCGUGGCGGGAGGUCGGCUACAACCGGACAAUGGUCAAGGCCACGGAGCUGGUCGCACUGCUGUCCAACGAGAGCUACCUGUCCAAGCCGGUCAACGCCUCGUUUGACUACAACACCACCUACAUGCGCGAGGCCGUGCGCACCGUGUACUCCACCGCGCAGCUGCCCAUCACGGCCGCCGCCGUGCCGCUGGCGGCCGUGGCGGAGACCUUUGCUGCCGGCGGCCGCGCCACCCUGUGCCCCAAGCUCAACUCCUCCGCCCCCGCCGACGCGCUGCCCCGCGUCACCGGCCCCGGCUGCGCCUGCAACCUCACCAGCGACCCCGCUGCCAACCGCUGCCCCAGCGGCUUCCGCUGCUCGCGCUCCGGCUACCUGGCGCUGAGCGCUGACGUGCUUGUGGACCCGGUGUGGGCGGCGCUGGGCGGCGUGUGCGUGCCGUGCGACGCCGGGCAGUACUGCGCCGAGGGCGUGUACGUCAAGCCCUCCCAGGAGGCCGCCCGCCUGAAGCACGACCUGGACUGCCCCGCCGGCAGUUACUGCCCCUCGCCCGGCCAGAUCAUCACCUGCCCCGCCGGCUACUACUGCGGCCAGCGCGCGCAGUUCAAGACCACCUGCAACUACACCGACCUCAUCUCCACACCCGAGGCACUCAUCCCGCAGGACGGUGAGACCGACAUUAUCACGCGCCUCAAACGCAACCGCGAGCCCAUACGCGGCAACUACUGCCCCGAGGGCUCCAGCAAGCCCAGCAUCGUGUGCGAGGGAGGGUACUACUGCCCCAACGCCACCUCGCAGAUCAUCUGCCCGGCAGGCUACUACUGCAAGCCCCAGUCCAUCUACCCCGUCGCGUGCCCACCGGUGGUGGCCUGUCCCGAGGGCACCGAGUCACCCGACGGCCGCCCCCUGGCGGGCCUCAUCUUUGCCUUCAUUGUGGUGGGCAUGUACCUGUUGUACUGGGUGACAGAGCUGGGCAUGUGGGUGGGCGAGCGCAUCAUCCGCCACCUUUCGCUGGUGGCGCGAAUCCGCAAGAACCUUGCGAACCUGGGCCAGAUUGCCGGCAUCACAGAGACGCAGACGGAGGAGCACAAGGAGAUGGAGAAGGUGCAGGAGGCGGCGCGCGCCCGCAACGAGGUGGGCUUCCAAAUGGCCACCAUGAAGACCAGCCCCUGGUGGGAGCUCAACGAAAACACCAACAUCCGCUUCCGCGACGUACGCGGCCGCAUGCCCAAGGGCAAGGAUAAGGGCGGCCAACUGGAGGGCAUCACAGGCUUCUUCGAGGCGGGCAAGCUCAGCGCAAUCAUGGGCCCGUCCGGCUGCGGCAAGACCACGUUGAUCCUGGUGCUGUCGGGCCGCAUGCCCGCGGCCGUGUCCGUGUUCAACGACGAGCACGAGACGGUGGCGCUGACGGAGACGCGCUACCGGCGCAAGCUGGGCUUCGUGCCGCAGGACGACAUCCUACACGCCGACCUGACAGUGCGCGAGAACCUGGAGUACAGCGCGCGCCUGAAGCUGCCCCAGACCGUGCCGCGGGUGUAUCGCCACGGCAUCAUCGACGACACGCUGCGCAUGCUGGGCAUGUACGACAAGCAGGACCGCCUCACAGGCAGCGUGGAGAACAAGGUCAUUUCGGGUGGUGAGCGCAAGCGUGUGUCCAUCGGUGUGGAGAUCGUGGGCAAGCCGCCCAUCUUGUUCAUGGACGAGCCCACCUCGGGUCUGGACGCCGCGCGCUCCUCUGAGCUGUGCACGCUCAUGUCCAACCUGGCCGCCGCCUCCAAGACCAACAUCAUCGCAGUCAUCCACCAGCCCCGAUACAGCUCCUUCAUCCUGUUUGACAAGCUGAUGCUGUUGGCGCCCGGCGGCAAGAUGUUGUUCCAGGGGCCGCCCACGCUGUGUGUGCCCUACUUCCGCAUCCUGGGCUUCCACUUCCCCGUGGAGGAGAACCACGCCGACACGCUGCUGGACAUUGUGGCGGAGCCCAAGAUGACAUCCGACCGCGGCAUCCGAGUGGAGGAGCUGCCCAUCGUGUGGCACUCCAAGGGCGAGGCCUGGCUGCACCGCUUCUCAAACCCCGUGGAGCGCUUCCGCCGCGCCGUACAGGCCAUGCUGCUGUCCAACCGCAUGACACGCAUUGCCAAGAGCGCCAUGCGCCCCCAGGGCACCGGUGCUGCCAACGUCACCACCAACGCGGCGGAAACCAAGGCCAUCGCCAGUGCCGUGGGCGAGGCCAAGCGCCCGGUGAAGCUGCUGCCUGACUGGAGCACCAAGAAGCACAAGCCCGAGCGGGACGCGCUCAAGACCGGCAGCCCCGAGCGCAACGAGUGGCUGGCGGUCAAGCUGACCAAGCUGUUCCCCAAGCACGCGGAGGAGGGCGCGGCCAUGGAGAAGCAGCGGCAGGCGCUGGAGGGCUACGAGCGCGGCUUCCACAGUGAGACCAGCUCCACGCCCACCGAGUUCUCCAACCCCGACACCAUCUCGGAAUCCGGAUCCAGCGAGGACAUGGGCAAGAUCCUGCUGCUCAAGUACCCCAACAGGGGUGACAACAUCAAGGACGAGCUGGCGCAGACACGUGCCGGCCACAUCAACAACUGCGACCCCCGCAAGUGGUUCAAGGGCUGGAAGGAGGGCAUAAUGUGGGAGUUUGUGCAGCUCAGGUGGCUGGUGCACCGCAACCUGGUCAAGUCCACUCGCGCCUUCUGGCCCGGCACAGUGGUGGACGUGCUGCUGCUGCAGGGCGCUGCCUUCAUCGUGGGCGUGAUCCAGGGCUCCAAGUGGGGCCUCAGCGCCGUGCCCUCCAACGUGGUCAUGGCCUACCUGGUGCUGUCCGUGCUGUCCACCGUGACGCACCUGCGCACCUUCACCACCUUCCGCACCGUGCAGCUGCGCGAGCGCAUGUCGGGCGUGUCGGUGUUCGCAACUUUCUUCGCCUCCAACAUCACCGACCUCGGCUGGAUUUUCUUGUCCCCCGCCGUCUACUUUGCCAUCUACUAUUUCGUGACGCUGCCGCGAAACUCGUUCGACUACUUCUACAUCGUCGGCUUCCUGGUGUGCUGGUACAGCUCGGGCCUGUCUUAUGUAAUCAGCGUGAGCUCAAUUCCGCAGCAGGCGCAGCUGAUCACUGCGGUCAUCCUCACACUCAUCCUGGGAGCUUUCCUGCAUGGCAUGAGCCCCACGAUCAGGUCCAGCCGCGGCACGUUCCUGGAGGUGGUUCUGGGCAUCUCCUACAACCGCUGGGCCAUGGAGGCGUCCACCAUCGGGGAGUUCCGCAAGUACUUCGAGUACAAGUCCAACGAGAUCAUCAUGAUCUACUACGGCAUCGGCCUGUGCGAUAUGGACCAGAUCCUCAUCGACGACGGCAACGACUCCUUGUCGGUGGAGGAGGCGCUGUCCUUCGUGACGCUGCAGCGCGACUUUGAUGAGAACUACUGCAACACCUCGAUGAGCAACGCCUGCAUCAUCCUCUUCUGCAUGGGCCUGGGCUUCCGCCUCAUCGGCUUUGCGCAGAUGCUGUACCAGAGCCACGAGCAGUACUUCUCGAUUCUGCGCGAGCGGCUGUGGCACGAGUUCGAUGACCUGACCAAGAUUGGCGUUGUGAUUGCCUGGGUGGACCACAAGCGCAAAUCCAUUAUCACCUUUGUCCAAAAACUCUAUGCCAACCACCUUCGCGCCAUCGCCGCCAGUGCCGGCCAGGGCUUAAAGGGCGGCGUGAGCACAGUCGCGAGCAAGGCCGGAGCCGGUUUGUCCACGGUGGCGAAGGGCGCGGCCUCGGGUGUGAUGACUGUGGGCAGCGGUGUGCGCAGCGGUGUCAGCACUGUGGGGAGCGGCGUUCGCAGCGGCGUCAGCACUGUGGGCAGCGGCGUACGCAGCGGCGUGUCAACUGUGGGAAGCGGCCUGUCGACCGCCGCCUCUGGCUUUCGCGACGUGGUCGGGCGCGAGGGCAGCGCCUCCAACAAGGGGGCGGCGGGCUCGCCGGCUGGCAGCAUGCAGCGCACCGGCAGCGCUGCCACGGCGCCGCCGGAGGUGGCGGCGCCGCCGUCGCGCACCGGCACUGGCACCCACGCCGGCACUUCGCGCUUCGCGCCGUCGGGUCCCCACACCUCGUCCAACGGCGGCGGCCCUGCUGGCGGCUCGAACGGCGGUGCGGCCUCUGGCUCGGCCACCAACGUGUAAGGGACAGGAUGCGCGCGUGUUGGGGCGUACCAAUGGAAGGGCGGCGCGCGGAGCCGUGCAUGAGAGGAUGUGAUUGGGAUUGUAUGUGCUGCUAUCUUAUCUCACUUGUAUGACAAUAGCACUUCCUUUUCCUGCGAGCAUGAGCGUGUUGGCGGGUGAAUACACAAUACCAAUGGUGACCACGGGGCUUGGAUGCCGUAGCCAAUCCCAGGACGACUGAGCGGACUUGCAAGGUCUUGGAUGUGUGUAUGUUUGAACUUGAAAGGGCGGGAGCUUAUAAGUGAUGAAAUUAUGUUAGUUGUGCCCCGGGAGUCUAGUUAUUGUACAGCGCGCUCCGGCGGUAGGAGCAGCAUCGCGUCGCUAGCUUGGUGAAGGGGGCAUGGGUUGAUGGGCUUUUGCGACCGAUCCCACGGGUGCGGGUAUGCCUAUAACGGUGCCGAUUCGACCUUAGUGUCUGAGGCAAAAGACCUCGGUUUGCCUGAAUGCCUGCCCUAUGUCUGGUGAUACUUCUGCUCAGUGGGGCUUCAGUGGCCAGAUGGACGCACUUCCAUUGACGCUGUCAAUGGCUCAAUGCUCAUGAACGUCUUGUGUGUAUAUCAGACUUUAUUUAUGCAUGAGGCGCGUGUGACAUCGGUCCGAGUGUAGUCAGUGCAGGGCACUGCAUUGAAGGUCAGUAGCUCUGGCAUGGGUUGCCCGUCCUUCUGUCCAUGCGCUUUCAGUCGCUUUCUGAAUGUGUGCGGAUAAUUUCCAAAAUAGAGCCGGAGGGCCUUGUACAGAUGCCAGUUCGACUUGCCGGCAGGGUGUAACAGUACUGUCCA